Molecule: messenger RNA, 3264 nt
Organism: Colletotrichum truncatum
Lineage: Eukaryota; Fungi; Ascomycota; Sordariomycetes; Glomerellales; Glomerellaceae
Product: dihydroxyacid dehydratase
Biological process (GO): ubiquitin-dependent protein catabolic process; protein polyubiquitination; positive regulation of proteasomal ubiquitin-dependent protein catabolic process
Cellular component (GO): ubiquitin ligase complex; cytoplasm
Molecular function (GO): ubiquitin protein ligase activity; ubiquitin conjugating enzyme binding
Source: RefSeq, a predicted model, not a curated record
AUGGCUUCCAAAGAGCAAUUUGACCUGCUGGUCUUGACAGACGCCACGGCUUCCAUGAGCAGCUACCUCACAGCACUCAAUCAGUCACUUCCAGAGAUCAUUAGGAUAUCAGCCCUUACUGAUUGCUUUUCUCGAAUAGGUGUUAUGGCAUACCGUGACUACUCGACCAACAACCUGACAGAGUGGUCCGGUUGGUACGGUGGCGACGGCAAAGAAGCAAUCACACAGGCUCAACUUCUGUCCAUGUCAAAGAGCAUUCGAACUGACUCCGGAUAUAUGAACGUCGACUGGCCCGAAGCUGCAAAGACUGGCCUGGCGCAUGCAUACAGUGUCAUGCGGUCGGAGGCCACUACUAUUAUCCUCCUCUAUGCCGAUGCACCUCCUCAUACCGCUGGUACACGCUCCAAAAAUAGGGAGAAAGAGAUUCAGCAUCUUUCCAAGGCAAAAACAUUCAAUGGCGAGGGUAAACUGUUCACCGACUGGAUUUCCGGAGCCAAGGCGCUGCAGGGAGAGAAAAAGGCCAAGGUCUUCUCUGUCAUCCAAGGAGCCGUUGUCGAUACCGUUUCUCCAUUCCUGUACCUAUCCCAAGUGACAGGUGGUGUUUGCUUCAAACUAGACAUUGGAGACGCAGGAAUCAGUACAGCCGACGCUAUAUCUCAGUUGACAGCGGGAAUCCUCCUCACCUGGAUGGGUGUCAGAAAGCAAGGAAGUUCUUCCUCGGGACAACGUCGGCUGGCGCAGGUAUUGCAGUAUUUGGAUACAUCAACGAUACAGAACAUCGCGAACGAAGAAGACGAGAAAGCUGCGGGUCAAUACUUCCCUGCGAAAAACACGCUACUUGCAGAGCGAGCGGUGAAGCAGAACAUCACUAGUCUUUACCCUUGCCUUGAUGAGCUGCACACUGUAAUCGAUUCCAGAAAGGUCCCGCUUACCGACCUGUCCAAAAGGUACCUUACUGAUAAAGGCUAUCGGGAGUUUGUUGUCGAUCAGCUCAGAUCUCUUAUUGAGGCAGACGUUGCUGCUAUUGCGGUGAACCCUGUCUUUGGUACUUUGUGGCGCACAAUUUGCACCGAUCGAGAAAACCCAGCCAGAGAUGAGCUUAUCCAGGCCUUUGGUUAUGCAGUCGAUCGUAUUCCUGAGUCGGGAAAGAAAGCACGACUGAAAACCUGGCUAGAGGAUUCCUAUGACUACGCUGCUGAAAUUCUCGACAUUGUCAACAAAGUUCCCGAGCAAGAAAAAUACCCCUGCGUGUUCUUGGACCCAACUGAAACCUUUGGAGGUGAUACGGAUGAGACCCACGACACUGACGACCAAGUGGAAGACAAACCCAACACUUCAGGCUUCACUCGUGAUGAGCUCCUCGAGAUUGGUCGAUCCUGUGACUACCGAAUUUUGCGUCGGCUUGGCCGAGUUUUGACUUGCCUGACUUACGUUCAAUCCCCUGAUGCACUACCCGCUCAUAUCAAAGACGAUGACAAAGUUGCCCGGAUUCCAAUGGCACUUGCAACAGAGAAAUAUCAGCGCAGGUUUUGGAAGAUCCUUCUCCAUCUUGUACUUCCUGGAACGAUGUUGGCUGCUCGCCCAGCAGCCCUCCUCGCCGCGCUCUCGCUUCGUAUGGGCAUGCAGCCCCUGAGAGAGGCUGCUGAUCAAGAGCUCCUAUCUUUCAGUCAAAAGUGGAACACUUUGGAUAUACCUGAAACUUGGAAUGCAAACUGUCUGACACUGCUCCUUGAUGCCGACAAGGACUUUGAAAGACGAGUUACCGAAGGAAUCACACUGCGUCCAGCACCUGACGCCUGCGUCUUGCAGAAUGAAGACCGUCCACUUUUCAAGACACUCGUCGACUACAAGCUGCUGGAACUUAAUCUCAACACUACACUCCACGCCAAAAUCGGCUGGCGUCCAGAAAAGUCGAAAGUUGCUCUCGGGCCUGUCGUGAUCUGCAAAAGCUGCAAAUUCCCCCGUUCAGUCACAAGCAUGGGGCGCGAUGGCAUUUGCGGCCUCUGUCCCCAGAGCCGCCAGUGCAAAUGCUCAAUGUGCGAAAUACCAGCAGACUUUGGCGUUCGAGUUUCGACGAACGUAUCCGCUAAUGACAACAAAAGGACAGAGGCUACAUGGGUUGAAUGCUUCACUCCAACGUGUCGGGCUCAAUAUGUUGUGUACAACGUAGAAGCCUUGAAAGUCCGCCCCAAGUGUUUCUAUUGCCGACACAAAGGUGUGGACAAGGCAGAUGAUUACGGUGAUGCUCCUUGGGUCGAGUGUUCGCAGUGCUUGAAUCGCGUUAUUUGGCCCGAGGCUUAUCGCCCAUCGGGCUUCAGGUCGUCCAGCUUCAAGUGUCCUGGCUGUGCGACCAAUAAGGUCACACUCAUAGACUAUGAAAUCUCAGCUAAGGAGCUGAGCAAGGAGAACGGGAUAUCGUGGCUACUUCGCAAUGAGAAAUCUGCGAUUGAGCAACCCUUCAAUGGGCGAUCCCUUUUCCACACCAUAUCCGCCGUCUCUAACCCUCAAUCUCUCGCCACUGAUAUUGAGGUCAUUCCAAUGCAGCAUUCUACCAAGCUUACUAUACGUGGAAAACCCGUCCACAAUCAGGACCAGAUUUCAGAGUCGCUCCGCCAAUGGGUAUCAUCCCGACGAACGGAAGCCGGUGUCUGCAGUUUGUGCUUCUCCAACGUCCGAAAAACAGACCUCCGAAGGGCAUGUGGCCGAUCAGGUUGUCAUCAGACAGUUUGUGGCGGAUGCAUGAAAGACUGGUAUGGUCUCAACGCGCGAGGCAAGAUCAUCAACAUUGCGGCACUUUCGUGUCCAUUCUGUCGUCGGCAGCCAACAGCUAGGGCAGUGUCUGCCUUUGGUUUGUGCCGGCUCGGCAAUCUAGCAACUGCAGUUGAGGAGUCUGGUUCCUGGAUCUACGCAUGGUGCCAGGACUGCGGUUUCGCGCACCGCUUCAUCGAGCGGGUCUGCGCGGCGGGUGCACCUCCUGAGGUAUCGAACUGGCGUUGCGACGAGUGCCAGAAUGAUGAUCUCGAUGAAAGGCAGCGAACGAGGCUCCGCAUAAAGAAUUGCCCUGGCUGUGAUACCCCAACGGAGAAGAUGGGGGGUUGUGACCACAUCACUUGCACUGUCAAUGGCUGUGGUGCCCAUUGGUGUUUCGUGUGUGGCGAGGACGUGGGUUACGCUGAGAUUUACAACCACAUAAGCCAAGCCCACGCUGGUUUGUGGAGGGAGGAUGAUGGAGAAUAUGAUGGGGAGAACGACUACUUUGAAUAA